Penicillium psychrosexuale is the source of this 1830-nucleotide messenger RNA. Its product is annotated as RibD family protein. The transcript has a single exon. Lineage: Eukaryota; Fungi; Ascomycota; Eurotiomycetes; Eurotiales; Aspergillaceae. The coding region runs from base 1 to 1830 and encodes 609 amino acids. The record is from RefSeq and is a predicted model, not a curated record. Gene Ontology annotation, molecular function: 5-amino-6-(5-phosphoribosylamino)uracil reductase activity. Gene Ontology annotation, biological process: riboflavin biosynthetic process.
AUGGACCAUGCCUCCAACGUGUCCGUCUCGAGCGUAGAGGCUUCUGGCAGCGAGGCGGGAUCCCCGCACAACGGAGUCUCUUUGCAAGCGAAAGACGUUUUGGGAACAGAUCAAGAGAUCGGACGGGCCUGCGAUACACGAGACGCAACGGACGAAGACCUGCCCGAAACCACAACCCCCAUCAAUUUAUCCGGUGCCCUUGAUAAACAAGCAUUACACGGUGACGGGAACGAGUCAACACAGCGCAAUGCGACAAUAGGAGAUGCUCACAGCAGCAGCGUAUCAACGAGUCAAGGCGCGAAGGCUACCCCCAGCCUUUUCAACAAUCCACCAAACCUAGCACGCAUACGCAAGGUCCUGUUCGAGUGCAAGGACCCGAUAGAAAUCAGUCUCGAAGAAUUUGAAACAUAUUGGCCUUUUAUAGACAAUGUAUGGGUCAAACAAAGAUCAAAUGCGAGCAAAGAGGGCCAUUGCACCACCGACUAUUACAUGUGCCGUUUACGGCGUCCAACACACCGCACAUCUGAAACUCGCCCCUUACCAGAAGGCAAGCGCCCUCGCAAAAAGCGAGUCCGAGAGGGAGGCAUCUGUAACUUUCAAAUCAAGGUUGUCCGGUUUGAAGGCGCAUACUCGACCGUCACCAUCGCGAGAACGCCGGGAAGUUGCAGCAUCCACUCACAUGACCUCGACUACAUCGACCGAGUGAAGCGGAACUCGGGAUUAAUGGAGUACGCGCGCAAAGAAUCUGUGAAGGGAUAUCUCCCUUCUUCCAUUUACACCAAAUUUCAGGAAGAACCAGAUAAGCUUGGUGAGGCUGGCGGGCGAUUCUUCACUGUGACAGACGUCCGCAAUAUCUCCGCCAAGUGGCGUAUACAAAACCCAGAGGUGAAUCUGGUCGCACACGAGGGCUACGAAUACCAAAAGGGCCAUGGUAUUGUUAAAACUCAAAGCACCGAUGGUGUCAACGAGGUGUCACCCCAAACAAAACCAACCUCGAUCUCGUCAGCUUUGCCCCCGGACACACUAUCCUUCCCUCAGUUUUCGCUAGACUUCUUACAUCCUUAUCUUCCUAAUCACUCGGAACGCCGGGAGCUCCCCCAUGUCACAUUGUCGUACGCAUCGUCGAUGGACUCCAAGAUCUCUCUUCAACCAGGAAUGCAGACGGUAUUAUCGGGACCGGAGGCCAAAUUGAUGACCCAUUAUCUUCGCUCCCGACACGAUGCCAUUCUUGUUGGAGUAGGGACUGUUCUUGCAGAUAAUCCAGGUCUGAACUGCCGUCUGGAAGGGGCCGGUGGAUUUGGAGGCCUGGGGAGAAUGUGGCAACCACGGCCCGUGAUCAUUGAUCCUAUGGGCCGAUGGCCUGUUCAUCCUGAAUGCCGGAUGUUACGUACUGCCGUUGAAGGAAAAGGCAAAGCUCCAUGGGUUGUGUUGUCCCCAGGAGCUCAAAUCAACCCUCAGACACUAGUGAUGCUCAAAGGCUACGGUGGAGAUUUUCUCCGCAUUGUAGAAUACAAUCAACACUGGCGAUUACGCUGGGAAGCCGUCUUUCGUGCCUUGGCAUCGGAGGGCAUUAAAAGCGUCAUGAUUGAAGGCGGUGGUACGGUUCUGAGUGAAUUGUUGAAUCCAGAGUAUACAAGCUUCAUUGACUCGAUUAUUGUCACGGUUGCUCCCACCUACCUGGGCCGUGGUGGAGUGAAUGUCAGCCCUGACUCGAAACAAGAUCAAGAGGGUGCACCCAAUGCUGCGUUGAAUCCUCGAGAAGUUAAAUGGAUGCCAUUGGGACAAAAUGUGAUUAUGUGUGGAAAGAUUCGUGAAGAAACCAGCCGUUGA